This is a messenger RNA of Chrysemys picta bellii (western painted turtle), 2439 nucleotides long. NCBI's taxonomy places the organism in Eukaryota, Metazoa, Chordata, Testudines, Emydidae. The record is from RefSeq and is a predicted model, not a curated record.
AUCAGACGGACACAGUAUGUGUCACCCCCACUUACUGCCUGUUUGUUUGUGAAUCCAGAGGGGUCCUACCCCAAACCCUCCAUCGCUGUCAGCCCCGGUGGGGUGAUCCCCGUGGGGGGAAACGUCACCAUCCGGUGUCGGCAUCAGCGCUUGGGCAUGAGGAUCCUCCUCUACAAGGCUGGAGAUGGGAACUAUCUGACUUACACAGACCCUGCUGGCUCUGAGGCUGAAUUUCCCAUCACCAGCGCCAGACGGGAACACGGUGGCAGCUACACCUGUCGCUAUAGCAACAGAACAGUACGAGUUGCCUACUCGGAGCCCAGCGACCCUGUGCAGAUCAUUGUAGCAGAUCCCAGCUUACCCAGACCCUCCAUCUCUCUGAGGGUCACUGGGGUCACCGCCCCAGGGGCAGACGCCAUCAUCUGGUGUCAGGGGCCGCGCCAGGACGUGAGGUUCUUCCUGCACAAGGCUGGAGACCUGAACCCGCAGCGACAGAUGGACUCUGCUGGGGACGGGGCCGAGUUCCUCAUCCCCACCGUGGGCCGGCAGCACGGAGGGAACUACAGCUGCAGCUACCGGAACCGAUCACACCCCUUCAUCUCCUCGCAGCCCAGUCACCCUGUGCAGCUGGUGGUAGCAGAGCUCAGCUACCCCAAACCCAACAUCUCUCUGCACCCCAGCAAGCGGGUCGCCCUGGGGGGAGCUGUGACCAUCCGGUGUGAGUGUCGGUGUGCGGGAGCGAGGGUCCUUCUGAGUAAAGCUGGAGACCCGGACGCAUGGCGCUUGAUGGACCCCACGGGGAAUGUGGCUGAGUUUCCCAUCCGCAAUGUGAAUCGGGGAGAUGCAGGGAACUACAGCUGCCAAUAUAGCACCAAAUCUGACCUGUCUGUCUGGUUGGAGCCCAGCGACCCCGUGGAGUUGGUGGUAACAGAGGGAACCGACCCAACUGGGACCCAGCAGACGGAUCUGCCCCCAACGGAUCUGCCCCCGACGGAGUUAGCGGGAGAAGCUGCCCCCCCAGGGCACCCAGAUUUCAACCACGCCAACAUCACCCGCCUGGCGCUGGGCGCCGUGGUCCUGCUUGUCCUGGGGCUGAUCCUGGCUGAGGCCUAUUACAGCCGCCCAAGGGGGACCCCUAGGCUGCUGGCUGGCCAGGCGGAGCGGGGUGUCGGGAGCUGGACGCGGUUUGUGUCACCCCCACUUACUGCCUGUUUGUUUGUGAAUCCAGAGGGGUCCCUCCCCAAACCCUCCAUCUCCGUCAGCCCCGGUGGGGUGAUCCCCGUGGGGGGAAAUGUCACCAUCUGGUGUUGGCAUCAGCUCCUGGACAUGAGGAUCCAACUCUACAAGGCUGGAGACGGGAACUCGCUGAAUUACACAGACCCUGCUGGCUCUGAGGCUGAAUUUCCCAUCACCAGCGCCAGACGGGAACAUGGUGGCAGCUACACCUGUCGUUAUAGCAACAGAACAGACCCAGCUGCCUACUCGGAGCCCAGCGACCCUGUGCAGAUCAUUGUAGCAGAUCCCAGCUUACCCAGACCCUCCAUCUCGCUGAGCUUCACUUCGGUCACCGCCCCAGGGGCAGACGCCACCAUCCGGUGUCAGGGGCAGCGCCGGGACGUGAGGUUCUUCCUGCACAAGGCUGGAGACCUGAACUUGCAGCGACAGAUGGACCCUGCUGGGGACGGGGCCGAGUUCCUCAUCCCCACCGUGGGCCGGCAGCAUGGAGGGAGCUACAGCUGCAGCUACCGGCCCCGAUCAGAGCCCUUCGUCUCCUCGCAGCAGAGUGACCCCUUGCAGCUGGUGGUAGCAGAGCCCAGCUACCCCAAGCCCUCCAUCUCCCUGCACCCCAGCGGCAGGGUCGCCCUGGGGGGAACUGUGACUGUCCAGUGUCGGGGUCGGCACCAGAACAUGAGGUUCCUUCUGUACAAAGAUGGAAACCCGAACGUGCUGCAGGACGUGGAGCCGGCUGGGGACCUGGCUGAGUUUCCCAUUCGCAACGUGAGCUGGAGAGACGCCGGGAGCUACAGCUGCUAUUAUCACGACAAAUGGUACCUGUUCAUCUGGUCGCGUCCCAGUGAUUCCGUAGAGCUGGUGGUAGCAGAGCCCAAACCCAACAUCUCCCUGCACCCCAGUGGGCGGGUUGCCCUGAGGGGAGCCAUGACCAUCCGGUGUGAGUGUCGGUGUCGGGGAGCGAGGGUCCUUCUGAGUAAAGCUGGAGACCCGAACGCACGGCGCGCGAUGGAUUCCGCUGGGGACGUGGUUGAGUUUCCCAUCCGCAGAGUGAGCCAGGGAGACGCAGGGAACUACAGCUGCCAAUACAGCACCAAGUGGGACCCGCCCGUCUGGUCGGAGCCCAGCGACCCCGUGGAGUUGGUGCUCCGAGCACACGGGGGAGUUGGCCCACGACAGGGGCUCCUGGUAAUUACUACUAGUCAGUAA